AUGUCCACCAACAUAAUUUUCUCCGCCUUUCCUCCCUACAAUACUUUCAACAUCGCUCUUCCUAAUGACACCCUGGUCGCUGAUAUUUCGACCCACGUUGCUUCUCGCAUCCCUGGCGCCGAAAACCUUCAGUAUUCUCUUGUCUCUGGUGUUCCUCUUCCCGUUGUCGACACAUGCAUCUCCGCACUUGCCUCCGGAUCUUCUUAUGUACGGCUGCGUGUGACUCCGAGGAUUCUUGGUGGAAAAGGAGGCUUUGGGUCUCAGCUGCGUGCUGCUGGUGGCCGUAUGAGCAGCCAGAAGACCGAUAACAAGGACAGCUGUCGAGACUUAUCUGGAAGGAGACUGAGCACGAUCAAGGAAGCAAAGAAGAUGGCGGAAUAUCUCGAGUCUGAGCCGUUACGGCAAAAGGCAGCUAAGGAAGCUCAGAAAGCGAAGCUCGAGAAGCUUGAGCGCGAGCUCGGUGGGACACCCGGCAAUGCUGAAUCAUCCAAGCUUGAAGACACAUCUGUCGUCGCUGGCAAGAAACACCGAUUUGACGAUAUCGAAUACUUGAAGCAGUCCGAGGAGAUUGUCGACAGCGUCAAGAGCGCUGUCGUUGCUGGGUUGCUGAAGAAGCGAAAGAAGGCGAAGGUCUCGAAUGAAGAGAAAGCUACGGAAGCUGUGACAGCUUCGACGUCUUCAUCAGACGGUCCGCUAGCCGAAGUUACUCAGGCUGUGCUAGAAUCUCCUGUGACAGCACCAGUUGCUGCUGCCGCUGCUGUAGCAGCCGGCGUGGCGGCAAGUGCCUAACGGCUGUACUAGAGUAGGUCCUGUAUUGUAUGCAUAUUAUUGGUACAGAUGCAC
This is a messenger RNA of Dacryopinax primogenitus, 843 nucleotides long. RefSeq lists its product as uncharacterized. The transcript is spliced from 2 exons. The coding region runs from base 1 to 789 and encodes 262 amino acids. The record is from RefSeq and is a predicted model, not a curated record. NCBI's taxonomy places the organism in Eukaryota, Fungi, Basidiomycota, Dacrymycetes, Dacrymycetales, Dacrymycetaceae. Gene Ontology annotation, cellular component: nucleus.